AUGAGUAUAUCCGCUACGAAUUCUCCAUUUCCAGCACACUCUCCGACACCUGACCAAGAGGGCUCCCUGGGCCUUACAAUGGACUCGGAAUCUCAUAUCAAUAUGUUUCAAAACAUAAUUCCUAAUCCAAUAUCAGUCUCGAGAGAUUUAUCAAAUGGGACCGCAGUCGGUGUUAAUGGGUCUACUAAACAACCUACACAAUAUUCGUUAGUGAACUUGAAUGUCUUCCAAACGAUACCAAAGGAAACUACUCGUGGUGUAGAUGACUUAACAAGAAUGAAAAUGGCUCUCAUAAGUGGAAUUCCUGAAGAAUUAAAAUGGGCUUUGAAAAAAUAUUUGGCUUAUAGUAAUAAGGCUCCAUAUAUGAUUAGUUUGAAGACUUUGCCAGAUCUAUUACCCUUGUUUAAAAGAUUCAUCCUUGACUUACAACCUUUGAUUGAAAACUUUAACUCUCCAUCCAUUAAUGAUGCCGAAUCUAUGGAUAAGCUACAAUGUGGAAUCAAUAGUAUUUUAAUUUUGAGGAAUUUAGCACAAGAUACUGAUUCCAUUCAAGUCUUAGUAGCUGAUCAAGAAAUACAACAAUUUCUUUUGUUUGUACUACAAAAAUUUGAAUUAAUUGCAAUUGGUGACCCAGAUUGGCAAGUGUUCGAAUCAAAUUCCUCAUCAUUUAACGAAUUGGUCCAUUAUACCAUUGAUUUAAUGGAAGGUAUAUCGUCCUAUAUUGCUCCAGCAAAGAAGGAUGAUUUAUAUUUUAAAACAUUAGUUUCCAUUUUGAACUAUACUAAGGAUAGAUACAUGGUAAUUUCUAUACUAAGGUCCCUAUCAAGAUUAUUGGUAAGAUCAAAGGAAGAUGAAGAGAGUGCCGCGGAUAAUCUCGAUAAACGUACAUUAACUUUAAUUGUCUCCUUCCUUUUAAUUGAAAAUGAUAGUGAAUUAAUUAUUGCAUCAUUAGAUUUCUUGUAUCAAUAUAUCCUACCAGGGAAUCAAAGAAUUUCAGGUUUAUUUAAUGAUGAUGAAAGAUUUUCUUUAUUUACCGCGAUGCUACCGAGAUUGUUAACAUAUAAUAUUGAUUUACCACCAUAUUCUAAAUUGGAAUCUACAGAACUAAGGUUGGCCACAAGAAUAAGACCACCUGCUCCAACAGUAGUACCUGAAAUUGGUGAAGACUUAUUUCAAGAAUUAUUAACCUUAAAUGAACCAAUGAGAUCAUCAGCAUGGUUAAGAUGUUGCUUUGAACCUGUUGAUGAUGCUGAGUUUACUCAAAUUUUACUUUGGAGAUCAUAUGAGGGGAAAUUUUCUCAACCUGUUCGUGCUUCUGGUAGAAAACUAUUAGCAGCUGUCGAGUUCAUUAAAAACGUUUCUAAUGCAUUUAAUGAAGCUGCUGCCAUGGUGAUCACAGAUCCAAGUACUGGCAAUAAAAGAUUCGUAAUUAAAGGUAUUCAACCAAGAGUUAAACCAGUUUCCAUUGAAGAAGGCGAACUAGCCUCUAAGACUGUUGUACCUGGUUUGAAAAGUAAGUUUUUAAAUGAUCCAUCUAAUCUAAUGCCUGCAACACAAUGUCCCCUACCUGAAAUUGAAUUCCCAACAACUUUAUCAGAUGUCUCGAAGGUUACUGCCACAUUCUUAUGUUUGGUUUCAAAUGAUACAAAGGGACAUGGUGGGACGCUGUGUAAACAUAUUAAACCAAUUAUAAUCCAUAAAUUAGUAGAUGUGCCCCCAUUAAUGCCUGCACUUUCUGAAUACAUGGAUAAUACCCCAGAUUUGUAA
Molecule: messenger RNA, 1767 nt
Organism: Naumovozyma castellii
Lineage: Eukaryota; Fungi; Ascomycota; Saccharomycetes; Saccharomycetales; Saccharomycetaceae
Gene: RSC9
Product: Rsc9p
Exons: 1
Coding region: 1-1767 (588 amino acids)
Source: RefSeq, a predicted model, not a curated record